This is a messenger RNA of Stylonychia lemnae, 720 nucleotides long. Lineage: Eukaryota; Ciliophora; Spirotrichea; Sporadotrichida; Oxytrichidae. The record is from the annotation of a GenBank genome assembly.
AUGGUUGAAUCAUCAGCUUAGAAAGAAGAUCUGUAGAAUUUCUCUGCCGAGAGAUGGAUUUUGCAAACAAAGAAUAUCGCAUAGACUGUUGAUGCCAUUGAUGUAGAUUCUUGGGUUGCCUUCCUCUAUGAGACUACUAACCUAUUCAAAAAGAUGGGGUCUGCUAUGUCUAUGGCAUUUUCUGAUAUCACAACAAAGGCAGAGGUCAUAUAGAAUAACAGAGAUGCUCUAAGGAAAGAAAGAGGAGCAGAUAGUUCCAUUUCUCUAUAGGAUUUGAUUGAAGACGAUAUCACUAAGGGCCUUGCGAAACUUAAUGGAGAGAAUAACUCUAAGCUUUGCAAAGAGAUGUAUAAGGGAGAUAAGAAAUUAGCUAAGGAUGACUAUAGACAUUAAUUCACCUCCACAGCCAGAACAGUUUUGAGAAAUUUGUGGCUUCUCGAUUUCUUGCAUCACUUCAUGACUAUGCUACAUACUAAUAGAGAUGCAAAGUUAUCAGCAUGUGCCAAGCAUGCUUAUAGUGAAGGUCUUGGACCUCAUCAUCCUUGGGUAGUCAGACAAGCAGCCAAAGUAGCGAUGUUGGCUUGCCCUUCUAGAGAGAAUUUUUUGAAUGACACCAAGGCCACCUAUGAGUAGAUAGAUGAGUUCAAACAAACUUUAGAAUAAUUCCGAGGAUAAUUAUGGGAGUAUUAUAAGCAAAAGGCCAUUAUCGAUUUACCUUGA